ACACAAAAAAUUACAUGAACGAAAAAGUAUCAAGAACUGAAGCAAUUUAAUAGUGAAGUUAGCUCUAAACGACAACCUUGGACAUCGAUUACCGAAAAACGUUAAAGAAAAAAAUCAUUUGCAAUAAAGUGCACUAUUAUCACUCUUCUUGUCGUCCAGUGGUUCCCAAAACCAAAAAUAGUAACGUGAAACUUACAAUUGGAAUAAUUUUAGGAAACUCAGCUAACUUCAAGUCGGUGACUUAACCACAAACUUUUAAAUGUCAAUUUAUAACCUCAAAUGGCUUCAUUAGCGCGAGCUUUACAAAAAAUAACUUUAACAAGCGCUCCUGUAGUGUUAACCAGUGUGAGACACGGUCAUGUKCCGCCCCCGAAACCGGUGAUUGGCCAUGGGAAAGGUUUUCGAAGAAUUGUUCAUUUCCCCGAGAAAUACACCGUGAAGCCGUUAGAAGUGACAAAUUUGGGGGGCAGAGACCCCGAGACGGGUCGAAUUGCUGUUAAAGGCAUCGGCGGAGGCAUAAAACACAAGUAUCAUUGGGUUGACUGGAAACGAGUUGGCCCAAGUGAGGGCCCCCCACAGGUGGAACGAGUGAUCAAAAUCAUCAAAGAUGGGUGCAGGACGGCCAGUGUGGCUCUUGUGGCUCAUGGCGACAAGAUGAAAUAUAUCUUAGCUACUGAAAAUAUGAAAGCUGGGGAUUUAAUCAAGACUUCUUGUCAUAUUCCCCGAAUUCCAGUUCGUGCCAACGAAGGCGAUGCGUACCCCCUUGGGGCGCUUCCUCUUGGCACKCAGGUUCAUGGCAUUGAAAUAGUCCCAGGUUUGGGGGGCUUUUUGGUCCAUGCCGCUGGGACUUGCGCCACGAUAUUGAGGAAAGUUGACAACAGAGUGAUUGUCAUGAUGCCUAGUAAAAAAGAGUUUAGUCUACUUGAAAACUGUAUGUGUACUGUCGGUCGAUUAAGUAAUGUUGAACACGGCUCUACUCCGAUUGGUUCACCACAAAAAAAUCGCGAAUUGGGUAAUAGGCCGAGGUCGGGGUGGUGGCAACGAAAAACUGGACGACAUGGAAGAAAACUCAGAAGGCCACCACCUGUCAAACUUAUUGGGGAGAAAAAAGACACAAAUCAGGAAGUGGUUAAAUUGACUUUUGGCGGACAUUUUGUCAAAACACCAAGAGCCCAGUUUCACUUUUAGUCAUUUAAUAUGUAAAAUUCUUGAAUAAAAGAAUGUCGAAGUAAA
Tribolium madens (black flour beetle) is the source of this 1233-nucleotide messenger RNA. It is a transcript of the gene mRpL2, whose product is annotated as 39S ribosomal protein L2, mitochondrial. The transcript has 2 exons. Gene Ontology annotation, cellular component: ribosome. Gene Ontology annotation, biological process: cytoplasmic translation. NCBI's taxonomy places the organism in Eukaryota, Metazoa, Arthropoda, Insecta, Coleoptera, Tenebrionidae. The coding region runs from base 280 to 1188 and encodes 302 amino acids. Gene Ontology annotation, molecular function: structural constituent of ribosome; RNA binding. The record is from RefSeq and is a predicted model, not a curated record.